Molecule: messenger RNA, 2484 nt
Organism: Suillus paluster
Lineage: Eukaryota; Fungi; Basidiomycota; Agaricomycetes; Boletales; Suillaceae
Exons: 7
Coding region: 1-2484 (827 amino acids)
Source: RefSeq, a predicted model, not a curated record
AUGUCAGCCUCACCAUUUCCUGAGCCUUUGGACGCACCGAUGCACGACUUUGCGACAGAACUCGAUGUUCCAAUGAACCCAGCAGUCUCGCAAGAUUUUUUUAUAGAGCUGUCCAUGGACCACGAUGGUCAUCACACGACUUAUAACCAGGUGGAUGUUGAGGUCGACAUGGAGACCUACUAUGAUGGCAAUGCAGAGUAUGAGAUGGCGGAUGAGACGGAGGAGUUCAACGAAAGUCAUUAUCACCAUGAGCCACUUGACGUGGAAGUCUACGACGCUUCUGACGCCCACUCACCUCAGCCCAUACCUGAUUCACAGCCGUUAACGUCUCUGGCAGCUAAUCCGGAGAUAUCAUUACUUUCGUCCCCCGUCCCUUUCCCCGAUUCUUUCACCCCCCAGCUAGCCACCAUUCCUAUUGAACACGACGCAUCUACUACAGAUCGCCCGGUGGAAAAUGAUCCUCCUGUAGCUGAAGAACCAGAUUUUACUUCUCAGCAAGAGGAUGCCCCUCUUUCUUUAACAAUUGAGCAAGUACUGCAAUCGGAUCCCCUUCAUCCCACCACUGCUGCCGAUCCAACGGCGGCAACGUUGAAUGCGGCUUCUGUGGCUUUGGCGGAUCCAUAUGGUGUAGAAAAAUACGCAGAUCCUCUGGUUUCGGAAACAACUGAUGAAUCAGGGUUGUCUGUUCACCCUACAGAAGCAGAACCCACAUUGCAAUCACAGGUUGAGGAGCAUUCUGAGACGCUCCACCCCUCAGAUGUCCCAUCUGAUGACAGCGUGCAGCUUCAGAGUGACAGCCACCCGGAGGUCCUCCACGAAGAGGCAGACAGUGCUAAUGAUCCACACGAGAUUUCUGAAGGCGUCUACAUUGACCCGCCACCUGCUGUUUUUGUGUCCAUCGGCUCCUCUGAAGUACCAGAAUACUGUCUAUUCAACCAGCCCCCAGCGGAACGCGGGUCCCGAAGUCCGUCCGCGGGAGCUAGCAACGAACAGGCGUAUUCGCUACUCCUGCAAAAUCGGCCAACACUGUACUAUGAGCCCCUCAGUUGCGUAUUUGAAGCACUUCGGCAGGAUGAGGUCAUUUCCAAAAUUCCCGACUCUCCCGAGGGAGAGUUAAUGAUCGACGCGUACGAUCUCCAGCUCUCUAUAUUCGAGGAUAAUCUUUAUGCACAAGAAAUCAGUUUGCACGACCUGAAUGUGUUGCACGAUGGCUCUGACUUUGCGGGACCUCUGCGCAUCCAUUUGCGUUCGACGAUACCUAGGUUUAUUUUACGUUACCGUUUACUUCAAGAACAGAUUUCUCGGCUUGACUUGGCUGCAGGCGUCGGUGAAGGUGCUCCAGAAGAAGGCUACGCCCCUGCAGACCACCAUUCUGCUGUACAAGAAGCAGAUCAUCACGAAGAAGCCCAACACGAAGCAUUUAUCCCUGAUGACCAGAGGGAUCUCGAGGGAACAGAAGGCGUUGACCAGCCAGAAGUUCCUCCAGACCAGUUUCAGGGUGAUGAGUCCGCUGCAACAGACGUGGCUCCUAUCCCGCAGGCUGUUGUGGAUGCAACAUAUCACGACGUUGGUGGCGAAGUUGCACAGGCAUUCGAAGACGAGGAGGAUUAUGAAGGCACGAACGUCGGCCUAGAGUACCAGGAAGAGGGCGAGGGCGAUCUUGACGCCACUGCUGUGCAUGAGACAGCGGAUACGGAUGCUGCUGCGACUCCAUCCAACGCCAAUUUGCAGUUCGGAGAGGAGGAGACUGAGUACCAGGAUUACGUACAGCCAGAAGAGUAUGGCGAACGCUAUGAAGACUUCCCCGAAGAGGACGGCACUCACACAGAAUUUGGAUAUGAUCAAACGGUGGGUUAUGAAGAAAGCGGAACGGAGGCUGCGUCAUCAGCAGUAGACGAAUCACAAACAGUUUUACCUGAAUCCCACCUCCAUGAAGAGAUAACACCAGUACCACCGGCACAACAGGUUGACUCUGAGUCUGUUCAGAGAUCGGAACCAGCAGACGGCACUUCAAAUGAACGAGGAGAUUGUUUACCAUCACACGAAACUUUCGAGAAGGAGAAGACCAGCCAUCGCACUGACAAAGAUCUUAUUGUAGAUCAUGAAACAGAUCAACCCGAAUCAUCAACGCAGCUCCCAACAGAUGAGUCGGAUUCUAAUUUUCUCGCAAUGCUUGAACGCGAGGCUGAUUUUGAGCUAGAUCAUUCUUCCUCCAACACCAAUGCUAUUCCCACACAAGAGGGUGGAGAGCCUUUGCCAGCAUUGAACGGGGAGUGGGAUGAUUGGGAUGAUGAAUUAGACGGCGAUGGCGAAGCUGAUGACGAGUGGCUGGACCGCGGCGAUGCCGUGUCCAAUGAAAGCUCUGUGACUCUGUCAAGUAACUCAUCUGCAAAGCGCCGUCACGACGAGGUCGAACCUGAAGAGGGUGAACUUGACGCUGGCACACCUCAAAGUUCACCUGAAAAACGUCAUCGCAUGUACUGA